Messenger RNA from Penicillium canariense, 906 nucleotides. Its product is annotated as PIG-L family deacetylase. The record is from RefSeq and is a predicted model, not a curated record. Bases 1 to 906 code for a protein of 301 amino acids. Gene Ontology annotation, cellular component: endoplasmic reticulum. Lineage: Eukaryota; Fungi; Ascomycota; Eurotiomycetes; Eurotiales; Aspergillaceae. Gene Ontology annotation, biological process: GPI anchor biosynthetic process. The transcript is spliced from 2 exons. Gene Ontology annotation, molecular function: N-acetylglucosaminylphosphatidylinositol deacetylase activity.
AUGUCGCCGUCAUUCAAUUGGACCGCGCUGGCGGUUGCCAUCGCCGCCGUCUUCGUCUUCUGGACCAUCUCCUCGACCUCCUCACCCUUUACCCGCUCCUUUCCACGACUCCGCAACAAGCGCAUCUGUCUAUUGAUCGCGCAUCCAGAUGACGAGGCGAUGUUCUUUUCGCCGACAGUGCUAGCCCUCACCAAGCCCGAGCUUGGGAACCACCUGAAAAUCCUCUGCUUCAGCACCGGCGACGCCGACGGCCUCGGCGAAACCCGCAAAAAAGAGCUCCAGAAAUCCGCCCUCCUCCUCGGCGUCCGCGACGAAGCUGACGUCUUCAUCGUCGACGACCCCGCUCGCUUCCCAGACAGCAUGACCGCCACCUGGGCCCCGGACCAGAUAACUUCUCUCCUCGCCUCAGCCUUCACGCCCGAGCUCGCAGCCACCCUGAACGGCACCGCCAAGAAGAACCCCAAGAAGGCGCCCACUGCCACCAUCGACGUCCUCCUCACCUUCGACGAACGCGGCAUCAGCAAUCACCCGAACCACCGCUCGCUGUACCACGGCGCGGUGCAUUUCCUGCGCACGCUGAUGACGGAUAAGGAAGGCUUUAAUUGCCCCGUGACGCUGUAUACGCUGACAUCGACGAGUAUGCUGCGCAAGUAUGCGGGUGUGCUGGAUGCGCCGUUCUCGAUGGUGCAGGGUGUCCUGGGGAAUUUGUUUGGGGCGAAGAAGGGCGGGGCUGGGGCGGAGGCUGGACCGGCGCGAUUGUUGUUUGUUAGCUCUGUUGGUGAGUGGUUGACGGCGCAGUCUGCUAUGGUUAUGGGCCAUAAGAGUCAGAUGGUCUGGUUUCGAUGGGGGUGGAUUACUAUUGGGAGGUAUAUGACUGUGAAUGACUUGAAGCGGGAGACGGUCUAA